This is a messenger RNA of Suncus etruscus (white-toothed pygmy shrew), 1025 nucleotides long. RefSeq names its product oligodendrocyte transcription factor 1 (gene OLIG1). Bases 105 to 896 code for a protein of 263 amino acids. Gene Ontology annotation, molecular function: protein dimerization activity. The record is from RefSeq and is a predicted model, not a curated record. The transcript has a single exon. Lineage: Eukaryota; Metazoa; Chordata; Mammalia; Eulipotyphla; Soricidae.
CGGGUGACAGCCCCGCCAUCGGCGCCCCGCGCGCAGGUCCGCGGGGAGGGCCGGCCUGCCGCGAGGCCCACGCUGGGGGGGCCCACCCAGCGCCCCCUCCCCAGAUGUACUAUGCGGUUUCCCAGGCGCGCGUAAACGCGGCCUCCGCGACCAUGCUGCGGCCCCAGCGGCCCGGAGACGCGCAGCUUGGCGCGUCCGUGUACGAGCUGGUGGGCUACCGCCCUUCGUCCUCGUCCUCGUCCUCCUGCUGCACCUCCACCGCCUCCACGACGGCCGCGAUCCUCCCCAAGGCGCCUCGCGACCAGGCGGAGACGCCCGGCGAGUCGCUGGGCGCGGGCGGCGGCCCCCGCGCCGACGCCAAAGAGGAACCGCAGCAGCUGCUGCGCCGCAAGAUCAACAGCCGCGAGCGCAAACGCAUGCAGGACCUCAACCUGGCCAUGGACGCGCUGCGCGAGGUCAUCCUGCCCUACUCGGCCGCGCACUGCCAGGGCGCGCCGGGCCGCAAGCUCUCCAAGAUCGCCACGCUGCUGCUGGCGCGCAACUACAUCCUGCUGCUGGGCAGUUCGCUGCAGGAGCUGCGCCGCGCCCUGGGCGAGGGCUCCGGGCCCGCCGCGCCGCGCCUGCUCCUGGCCGGCCUCCCGCUGCUCGCCGCCGCGCCGGGUUCGGUCCUGCUGGCGCCCGGAGCCGUGGGGCCGCCCGACGCUCUGCGCCCCGGCGCCAAGUACCUGUCGCUGGCGCUGGAGGAACCACCGUGCGGCCAGUUUGCGCUGCCCGGUGGAGGCGCGGGCGGAGGCGCGGGCCGUCCCGGUCUCUGCACUUGUGCGGUCUGCAAGUUCCCGCACCUCGUUCCCACCGGCCUGGGCUUGGCGGCCAUGCCCGCGCCCUUCUCCAAGUGAGCACCGGCCCCGGGGCGCCCGGCCGGCUUCUCACCCCGCGUCCUGGGCCACGCGGAAAGGUGUGUGUGUGGGGAAGGGAAGGUAAAUGGUUUGGGAACCUUCGCGCCCGAAAGAAGGGACCGGCUGGCG